AUGCAAUGUCUUCCUUUUGGCUUCCCUCUUGGAAAUGUCGUCGUUGCAAUAGUCUUCUUGCGUACUAUUGGUGGGCUGGUCAGGAUAAGGAGAAUGAGAUUCAAUAGCUCUCCUGGUCGGCGGCAUCUCAGAGUAAGUUUCAUGGUGGGCUCGGUUUUCAAGAUUUUGACCGUUUCAAUGUUGCUUUACUUGCUAAACAGGCUCGGAGAGUUCUUCGGAGUCCUACCAGUUGCUUGGCAGGGAUCUAUAAGGCUCGUUAUCAUCCCCACCAUCAUUUCUUGGAGGCAAACGCGGGCUCCCAUCCGUCUUGGGCAUGGCAAGGUAUUCUCGAAGGGCGCUUCCUCCAUUCGGGUUCUUGAGGACAAGUGGUUACAAACUAAUCCUCCCUCAUCCCCUCUACGUCUUUUUGGGGUCUCUGUUGCUAACUUGCGGGUAGCGGAUUUGAUUGAGUCUGACCGCCGUUGCUGGAAUCGGACCUCCUGCAUCACCGUAAUUUCAUUAAUAGAAAUAUAUGUGGGUUGGUUUUAUCCAUUCAACGAGUCACAUACUCACAUAUUGAAUUAUGGUAAAAUCAAAAGGGUUAUAGGUAUAAUAUGCCCGUCUACUAUAACGCUUUAUCAAACAUGCUCCUUUACUAUUUUUUACAUCAAACAUGCCCCUGUACUUUGUAAAAAUGAUCAAACAUGCCCUUUUGUUAAAAUUUUCAUCCAAAAACCGUUAACCAAGGCCGAACUUUAG
This is a messenger RNA of Linum tenue, 738 nucleotides long. NCBI's taxonomy places the organism in Eukaryota, Viridiplantae, Streptophyta, Magnoliopsida, Malpighiales, Linaceae. The record is from the annotation of a GenBank genome assembly.